This is a messenger RNA of Entamoeba invadens IP1, 633 nucleotides long. RefSeq lists its product as hypothetical. The coding region runs from base 1 to 633 and encodes 210 amino acids. The record is from RefSeq and is a predicted model, not a curated record. The transcript has a single exon. NCBI's taxonomy places the organism in Eukaryota, Evosea, Mastigamoebida, Endamoebidae.
AUGUCACUUUCCACUAACAAUCUAAUUUCCAUUGUAUCUUUUUUCGACGAUUUUGAGGCUUUAAAAAUGUUUACUUUAAUAAACAAAAAGUGUCGCCGAGUUUUGUUUCAACUCAAAGAAAACCCUAUUAGUCUGACUGAUCACACCGCUUUGAUUUUUUCGACCUUUGAAAAACAGAACAUCUUCACAUAUGAAGACGAGCACUUCUUUGGUGUCACAAAAUUUGUGUAUCACUGUCCCGUCUGUUACUCAUACUAUAACGAGAUGAAAGGAAAUCGGUACAUCUUCAAACAUGUAGUAUAUACCUCUCGUGACCGAAGGCGGUUUGGUGAUUAUGUUCCUCGUGGUGUCACUGACAUUGGUUUCGACUCUUUUUUGAUGAGUGAAAUCCAGACGUUAGCCAUCCCGACUUCUGUCACAUCAAUUCAAAACAAUGCAUUCGAGAAGUGCUCUAAACUUGUUUCUCUUGAACUCCCGUCGAGACUUAUCUCAUUGGGAGCAGAGGCAUUCAUGGGAUGUUCAAGUUUGACCAGACUUGACACACCAAAGUGCCUCACCUUUGUUGGUUUUAGUUGUUUCGAUGGGUGUUCAAACCUUAAGAACCCCCCUGUGGUGUCUAAUAAAAUUAUUUAG